AUGCCGUGCCUGUUACCUGAUUCAGGUCCAACGCAGUGUGCUCUGGACUGGGUCAUCGGCCGGGAGCCAGAAAACGAGCUUCGCGUCUUCCAAACCUUGAACGAAGCCUUCGACGACGUGAGGAUAUGGGCUUUUCUACAGCACAACGGGACGCUGGAAAUGCCAAUGAACUUCGCGACAAAGUCUCGUUUCACGCACAAACUGCAAAUGCAGUAG
Messenger RNA from Symbiodinium sp. CCMP2592, 216 nucleotides. The record is from the annotation of a GenBank genome assembly. Lineage: Eukaryota; Dinophyceae; Suessiales; Symbiodiniaceae.